Messenger RNA from Paraglomus brasilianum, 853 nucleotides. NCBI's taxonomy places the organism in Eukaryota, Fungi, Glomeromycota, Glomeromycetes, Paraglomerales, Paraglomeraceae. The record is from the annotation of a GenBank genome assembly.
GACCUCUCACCCUCCCGUUCAGUUUCUCUGGUGGGCUCUACCAUUAAGAAACAUCCAAACUAUCUAACUCUCGAAAAUUUUGAGUUUUUGGAUGAGCUCACACCCGAAGAAACGCACACCAUUGAAAGAAAAUUUGACCAUCUUAAUAAGAAUCCACCAAACCGUAAUAACGAUUGGAAAAAGGAAGUUGGACAUGUGCACCCUUGGGUUCAGAAUGUUUACAAAUCUCUGGCGGCAAUAUGGGAAGGCCUUGCCAUUAUCCGGGAUGCGCAUAAUGGUGGUCCUAGUGGUAGCAUUUAUGCGGAUCAUUACCUCACAUACACGACGUGGCAGGAUUUAUACACUCAAAGAGAAAUCGAUUGGGCAAAGUGCUACGCAUUUGAGGACAAAUUGGAAUGGUCGAGUUCCUCCCUAGACCAAGCAAUGGUUCAGUGUCACAGAUACUCCAGGUAUUUCUUCGACACGGGUGAGAAUAGUACGUAUAAAUACAUCUCAAUCAUUACCAACGGUUCCAAGUAUGCACUUUGGUAUUCAUACUUGAACGAGGAAGGUGAUAUGUUCGGUGGCUUGACGGACAGCAUCGAGUGGUGCAAGGAAACGCUGCUGAUUGUCGGACGUGUCUUCAAGUCUUUCGCCCAAGCUAACAUUAACAGACUCCGUGCUAAUGCCUCUCCACGAGAGCUCGAAAGCUUUUUUCCCAGCAAAGACAUUGCGAACGUCGAUUCUCCUAAUACAACAUCUAUCUCAUUCCCCCGUCGACAUGUGAACAUAAAUAAAGGUUUAUACGACGUGAUUCUGGAAUGGGCAGUAAACCGCUCUCAAUUCGGUCUCCCGAUCGUGUCGACAAGUAUCG